This is a messenger RNA of Exophiala viscosa, 3836 nucleotides long. Its product is annotated as insulysin. Gene Ontology annotation, molecular function: metalloendopeptidase activity; metal ion binding. The record is from RefSeq and is a predicted model, not a curated record. Lineage: Eukaryota; Fungi; Ascomycota; Eurotiomycetes; Chaetothyriales; Herpotrichiellaceae. Gene Ontology annotation, biological process: peptide catabolic process. Bases 217 to 3651 code for a protein of 1144 amino acids. The transcript is spliced from 2 exons. Gene Ontology annotation, cellular component: cytosol; mitochondrion.
GCAGUUGCGCCUAGACUUACCUAGGGCUCAGCCCUGGAGUAGGAAAGUGAGGACACUGAAGCGAAGCGAUCAGUGACAGAUGGGGCCGGUAGCGGCGUCACUGUUUGCUUCUUUCAAAAGUCUGGAGUAACUCCAUUUCAACCAUGAUUACUCUAUCCCGCCCAUUAUCUACGUCUUCUGUUUGCCUGGUCUGAUCCUGUGGCAAACUCCUUCCACAUGAGAUUGUUCGGUCGUGUCUUGUAUUCGUCGCUCAUUUCUACUCGAGUCUUGUGUCCAGUCACAUUCCGACCUCGAACGAUACAUAAGCCCAUUCUUCAGGGCAUUCACUUUCGUCAACCUCCCUCGAGUCACUCCUUUGCCACAGUCAUGAACUCUUCCAGACUGAUAAUAUCGGAUCUCGAGAAGCCUGACCUCGACGAUAGACAGUAUCGUGUCAUCGAGCUCCCGAACAAACUCGAAGCAUUACUCGUCCACGAUGCGCAGACCGAUAAAGCCAGUGCCAGUCUCAACGUUAAUGUUGGGAACUUUUGCGAUGAGGAGGACAUGCCAGGAAUGGCGCAUGCCGUCGAGCAUCUGCUCUUCAUGGGUACGGAGAAGUACCCUAUAGAGAAUGAGUACAGUUCCUACCUAUCCUCAAACUCCGGCCACUCCAAUGCAUACACUGCCGCAACCCAGACAAACUACUUCUUCGAAUGUGCGGCCUCACACGAAUCGAAUGACGAUGCUUCGCAUGCCGCAGUCAAUGGGACUGCCCAAACUGCGGUCAACGGGACAGCAAGAGGACCUCUCUAUGGCGCUUUGGAUAGAUUUGCACAAUUCUUCGUCAAGCCUCUCUUUCUGGAAAACACCUUGGACCGAGAACUGAGAGCAGUGGAUUCAGAAAACAAGAAAAACCUACAAAGUGAUGCUUGGAGACUGUCCCAGCUCGUCAAAUCCCUGUCAAACCCACACCAUCCAUACAACCAUUUUUCGACAGGCAACUUACAGACACUAAGAGACGAACCUGAAAAGAGGGGUGUGAAGAUCCGCGAUGAGUUCAUUCGCUUCUACGAACAGCACUACUCCGCAAAUCAGAUGAAACUGGUCGUACUGGGUCGUGAGUCUUUGGACGAGCUACAGACCUGGGUCGAGGAACUGUUUUCAGAGGUUCAAAACAAAGAUCUGCCAGAAAAUCGCUGGGAUGGAGUGGAUGUCUUGACCAAGGAUCAAUUGUCGACAGAGAUACUUGCGAAACCGGUCAUGGAGUCACGCUCUCUGGAAAUCAGCUUCCCAUGGGAGGACGAAGAAGAUAUGUAUGAGACUCAACCGGCACGGUAUAUCAGUCAUCUCAUUGGCCAUGAAGGACCGGGCAGUAUUCUAGCAUAUCUCAAGGAAAGUGGCUUAGGUCAGACCCUCUCUGCUGGCUACCACCCCGUCUGCCCCGGUUCUGCCUUUUUCGAGAUUGAGAUCGGGUUGACACCAAAGGGUCUCAAGGACUACCAUGAAGUUGUCAAAGUCGUUUUCCAAUAUAUCGGCAUGAUGAAGGCAAACCCACCCGUGGAAUGGAUGCACCAGGAAAUGAAGAACAUGGCCGAGGUGGACUUCCGAUUUCGACAAAAAUCUCCUGCUAGUCGCUUCACCAGUGGCACAAGCAGCGUCAUGCAGAAAAAUCUACCCCGCAACUGGUUGCUCAGUGGUACGAGCAAAUUCAGAAAAUUCGACGCCAAAGCCAUCACACAAGCCAUGCAAUAUCUCAGAGAGGACAACUUCCGGCUCAUGCUGGUAUCUCAGGAGUAUCCCGGCACGUGGGAUCAAAAGGAGAAGUGGUACGGAACGGAUUACAAGGUUGAGAAGAUACCCACAGAUGUCUUGUCCGAGAUCCGGCAGGCACUGUCUUCUCGAACCCAAGCCACAGAAGAGCUACAUCUCCCACACAAGAAUGAAUUCAUUCCUACCAAGCUAGAUGUCGAGAAGUUGGAUAUCAAGGAGCCUGCCAAGACGCCCAAACUGCUUCGCAACGAUGACCAGGUCCGGCUUUGGUGGAAGAAGGAUGACACAUUCUGGGUGCCGAAAGCUAACCUCAAUAUCAAAUUACGAAACGCCGUCACUCACACGACUCCUGCGAACUUUGUCAAGACAUGUCUUUUCGCCGAAUUGGUCAAGGAUAAUUUGUCUAGCUACUCAUAUGACGCCGAGAUCUCGGGUCUCGCCUACAAUAUUGCACCGAAUCCUCUGGGAAUGGAUCUCAGUAUCCGUGGAUACAACGACAAAAUGGCUGUACUACUUGAAAAGAUUCUGUUUACGAUACGAGACAUGGAGAUCAAUCCCGAACGAUUCGAUGUGAUAAAGGAACGGUUGGCAAGGAACUACAAAAACUGGUACUUUCAACAACCAUACUAUCAAAUUGGCGAUUACACGAGGUGGCUCCUCAAUGAAAAAGGCUGGAUGACUGGUUCAUACGCAGCAGAGCUGCCCCAUACCACGGCGGAAGACAUCAAGGCCUUUGCACGUCAGCUUCUACAGCAAGCGCAUAUCGAGGUGAUCGCCCAUGGUAAUUUGUACAAGGAAGAUGCGAAGAAGAUUGCCAACCUGGUAGAAUCGACGCUGAAGCCACGCAUCUUGCCGGCCUCGGAGUGGCAGCUGAGGAGGAACAUGAUCAUUCCCAAAGGGAGCAAUUUCGUGUACAAACACCCGCUGGGUGAUCCUGAGAACAUCAACCACGCUAUCGAGUAUUACCUGGAAGUCGGCCACGUCAUGGACGCUUCACUUCGUGCGAAGCUGCAGUUGUUCGCUCAGAUGACUGAUGAACCUGCCUUUGACCAACUGAGAACCAAGGAACAGCUUGGGUAUGUGGUCUGGAGUGGUGUUCGGCCCUCUUCAGUUACGAUGGGUUACAGAGUCCUCAUACAGAGCGAACAGGACCCGGAAUACCUGGAAACCCGCAUCAAUGCAUUCUUGCUCAAAUUCAAGCAGGAUCUAGAGACGAUGUCGGACGAAGAUUUUGAAGGACACAAGCGAAGUCUUGUGAACAAGAGACUGGAAAAGCUCAAGAAUCUCGACUCCGAGACAAACCGCCUACUGUCAUACAUUGGCAGCGAGUACAUGAACUUCUAUCAAGUCGAUCGGGAUGUAGCUGCGAUCAGACACCUCACGAAGGCCGACAUCAAGGAAUUUUAUGCGCAGUACAUUGACCCAGAAUCGUCUUCACGGGCCAAGCUGUCCAUCCACCUUGAAGCUCAAGCUUCAGCUCCUGUGGUUGAAGUUUCACCAUCCGAGAAGAAAGAUGAAUUUGUUGGACUUAUCGGCCAAACCCUGGGAUCUGUCGGGGUUGACGUUGAAGAAACGAAGCUGAAAACUCAUUUUGAGAGUGUAGAGCCCACCGAUCAGGCCGGAGUUAGCAAAGCCAUCACGAGCUACAUUGGCGAGUCGCUGCCUGCAGCUAAAUCAAAGGAGAUUGUUGGACAGAUUGAGGAAGCAUUGCCUCAACUAUUGGUCGCUCUGAAGAUCAAGCCUGUCGCAGCUCCUACGGACACUGUGGAGGUGGCCUCGAAGAUCCCGACGCCUGUGAUUAUCAAGGACGUGUAUCAAUGGAAGGCUGGCUUGCAGGUUAGCCAGGGACCCGUUGCAGUAGAAGACUUGGGUGCUUUUGAGGAUUUAGAGUCCAAAUUAUGAAGAGCAGAAGACCUGACCCAUAGACGGGAAAGGGGGGCGACAGCAUUGCUUUGUUGGCACUAGCGAUGGCGUUGUUGGCCAAAGUCCACUCCAGUCUAGAUUACAUGUAGAUGUCGUGAAUAUCGAUGCAGAAUUGGAUCGAUUCAGUCGCCCUGGAGGCUACAUGCUGGUGACCGUAGUAGCAC